Phycodurus eques (leafy seadragon) is the source of this 2946-nucleotide messenger RNA. It is a transcript of the gene slc36a1, whose product is annotated as solute carrier family 36 member 1. Gene Ontology annotation, cellular component: vacuolar membrane. Gene Ontology annotation, molecular function: glycine transmembrane transporter activity; amino acid:proton symporter activity; L-alanine transmembrane transporter activity. The transcript is spliced from 12 exons. Lineage: Eukaryota; Metazoa; Chordata; Actinopteri; Syngnathiformes; Syngnathidae. Gene Ontology annotation, biological process: L-alanine transport; proline transmembrane transport; proton transmembrane transport. Bases 229 to 1650 code for a protein of 473 amino acids. The record is from RefSeq and is a predicted model, not a curated record.
GCACGCACGCACGCACGCACGCAGGCGCACACUCACCGGGCUUUCUCGCCACCGACGACCGCAACAUGAGCACGAAAGCUCUUUGGCGACGUUAACGGCCACCCCAGAAGCUGCGCACCGAGGGGCGACAGAGACGAACAUUUCUUUUACCGAGUCAAGCGACGUCGAUGCUGCACUCGCUGACGUUCAGCUUUUAGCAGCCGAGAGGUUGGGAGGCACACCGCCGACAUGAUGUCCUCCAGCGAUGACGUUCGAGGGGAAGGGUCUCUGUUCUCUGAUCAAAACCCAUCCGAACUGGAUGCUCUGUGUCCUUCCCCUCCAGGACCCUCAAGAACACAACGCCACUACGAGAGGAUCGGCACGCGGACCGGUACCUCUUUCUGUCAGACUCUGAUCCACCUCCUGAAGGGCAACAUCGGCACCGGGCUGCUGGGUCUGCCUUUGGCGGUCAAGAAUGCAGGCCUGGUGCUUGGUCCGAUCAGCCUGCUGUGCAUGGGCGUCAUCGCAGUCCACUGUAUGAGGGUGCUGGUCGACUGUUCCCACCACCUCAGUGCAAAGAUGAACAGGCAGUCUCUGACGUAUGGCGAGGCGGUCCAGUAUGGCAUGGAGAAUGUGUCGUGGCUCAGGAGACACUCACAGUGGGGAAAACGGACAGUCAACUUAUUUCUCAUCAUCACCCAGCUCGGCUUCUGCUGCGUCUACUUUGUCUUCCUAAGUGACAAUGUGAAGCAGGUGGUGGAAGCGGCCAAUGCCACCACCUUCAACUGCCAGGUGAACGGCAGCAACCAGACACAGGUCCUGGUGCCCAGCUUUGACUCGCGCCUCUACAUGCUUUGCUUCCUGCCUGCCUUUAUCCUACUGGUCUUCACGCCGAACCUCAAGUACCUGGCGCCGCUCUCGCUUAUCGCCAACCUGGUCAUGGCCGCCAGCCUGGUCCUCAUCUACUUCUACUCCAUCAUGCACAUCAAAUACCCCAUUGACCUUCCGGUUGUGGGCCGAGUCAAAGACUACCCGCUCUUCUUCGGGACGGCCAUCUUUGCCUUUGAAGGGAUUGGAGUGGUCCUUCCACUGGAGAACAAGAUGCACAGGCCUCAGAGUUUCCCGCUGGUCCUCUACCUUGGAAUGGGCAUCGUCACCUUCCUCUACAUCAGUCUCGGCACCAUCGGGUACAUGUGCUUUGGCGCCGACAUCGGCGGCAGCAUCACCCUCAACCUGCCCAACUGCUGGACCUACCAGGCCGUCAAGCUGCUCUACUGUUUCGGCAUCUUCAUCACGUUCGCCCUGCAGUUCUACGUCCCCGCCGAGAUCCUCAUCCCGUCGGCCGUAGCUCGCGUGUCCGAGCGUUGGGAGAUGGCCGUCGACCUGCUGCUCCGCGCUGUCCUGGUCGUCUUCACAUGCGCCCUCGCCAUCCUGAUCCCGGAGCUGGACCUGGUCAUCUCGCUGGUGGGCUCGGUCAGCAGCAGCUUCCUGGCGCUCAUCUUCCCGCCCAUCCUGCAGGUGCUCACCUUCCAGGGCGAGGGCUUGUCGCCAGCGUCGCUCGCCAAAAACCUGGCCAUCAGCCUGGUGGGCCUGGUGGGCUUCCUGACCGGCACCUACGUGGCCAUCGAGCAGAUCGUCACCCGCAACGCGCUCAAACGCGAGCUCCAGUAGCCACGCCGCCGAGACAUUUUAUUGAGGGCCAGGUGUUUUUAUUCAGCAUCACCGUGCAGUACGUGUGUGUGUGUGUGUGUGUGUGUGUGUGUGUGUGUGUGUCCGCCAUGUUGUACGCUACUCAGUCCGUCAGGUAGGUGCUCGCUUCUUUUUACAUUUGAGUUUGUUGACACUUAGUCAAACUACCUCAACAAGUUUUGUUUUUACCGACACGCUUGUUAGUACCUUUGACCUUUUUAUUUUUGUUUUUUGCCAUGACCCGAUAAACAAAAUUCAAGUUGCACUUUGAUUUUAAUGCCUUAUGCAGUAAAACAGCACGAAAAAAUGGACAGAAAAGACACACCAUCAUUCUAGCAUGUAUUUUAACCGCAAAAAGAUGGUUGUGCUUUGAGUUUAUCAGCGGGACCAGUUUAAAACAAAGUUGAAACCAGCGGCCAUUUUGUUGACAGUGUUUACCAAAGAUAUUUUUUCCCUUUAAUUCAUUUAACACACAUGAAUUGAACAGCACGAGGAGAUUCAUUUGAAAACAUCAAAAAAUGCACUUUAGCAAAUUUUCGCAUCUUCCAGAUGUUACAAAUUCCAAAAUGAAUGUUGAGCUCACUGCCGUUCAGCCACAUUUUAGUUUUCUGUCAAUACACUUGAUAUCACACAUUGUUAGCUCCCCCACGAUUUACUAGACUGUUGGGUGAGGAUUUAGGGUUAGGUUCAGGAAUUAAAUUUGAGUUAAAUUUUGGGUUUAGGAUUAGGGUCCCACUGGUGGAUCACUGGAUUAUUAAAUCCAAUCAAAGACAACCCUGCAAUGACCAAAUUCUAUCAACUCUUUUUGUCCUUAAUACUCCAUUUUUUAUUAUGUUCACUUUUGCAUUGUCUUUUAACUGAAAAAAAAAGUGUGUACUAAAAACAUUUAUUUUUUUAAUUAAAGCGGCACAUCUUUUUAGAUGUUCACAAGACUGUCAUUUACAAUUUAUCGUGUGUGUAAUAUAUAUAUAUAUAUAUAUAUAUAUAUAUAUAUACACAAAGUGAGAACCAUAUGUUGGAUAUAUAUAAAAAGAUGCUGGAUCACGUCCAUGCAUCGUAACCACAUUGUAACUGAGGGACUUUCAAACUUUUCAUUCAUUUGCGUGUCCAGCUCGCUUAAGACAAACGUCACGUGGUGACCAUAAAUCACAAUCAAGUGUAACGCAUCAGUGUUAAGUGUUGAACUUAGUUUUAUUUCUGAAGACAAAUGCAAAUUGUUUGUACAUUUCCAUUUCCACUCAUAACUCCCUGCCAACAAUAAAGAACAUUGAAAACAAA